GUUACCACGGUGUGGGAGUUGGUUACCGAGGCGACGUAAACAUAACUCAGUCUGGCCGUCCAUGUCAGUCUUGGAAAUCCCAGUGUCCUCAUCGUCACUUGCGGAUUCCUAAAGAUGUUGCUGAUUCAAAAAAUGACUCAAACAUGUGUCGUAACCCGGACAGCAGUGCUCCGGAUGGACCCUGGUGUUACACCACUGACCCAAAUGUUCGAUGGGAAUAUUGCAACGUAUCUCGAUGUACGCCCAGAGUUCCAGAAGAGGCUCCCACUUUCCUUAAAGGCCGUCCUCUCAAUUCAACUGCGAUUUUAAUAUCUUGGAAUAACGUACCUCCUUCUCGUCAUAAAGAAAAACUGUUGGGUUACCGGGUUCGAUAUCGGAGCCUCGAUUCCGAGCUCUAUACAGAAGUAAAUGCUACGAGCAACUUAACUCAGAAUGUUAUUACAAGGCUCCGUCCAAACACAGCAUACGAGAUCAUGGUCAAUGGAUUCAAUGGAAUUGGCCACGGGCGACCUAGCACGGUUCUUGUGUUAAAAACCCUGUCUUUUGGUGAAGAUAUAUUUGAGGCGGACUUCCAGCUGCUGAUAGAAUCUGACUUUACCAGCGAUCUACUGAACAAUAGAAGUAAAAGGUUUUCGGAAAUGGCUGAAGUCAUUAGAAUCUCAAUAAGACACCACUUCAAUAAAUCUACUACGUUGAAGAUAUAUGACGUCAUAACUAUGCAGUUCAGAAAUGGCAGCGUAAGGGCAGACAUUAAAGUCCUUGCAACGAUAAAUACAAACAGAACGGACAAAGAUGAUGCACUGAAUCAUUUGAUAGAAGGGGUGCGUUCGUCAUUUGGAGAUCGGCUUAAAGUUACUUCCAUACUUGUCCAGGGUAUGUAAAGCUUUGGAAAUACUUUUAAGAAAUGUUCUAUUCUCAGAUCAUGCAUGCUCCUAGAAAAUGAAUGACUUGACAUAUUGUGGGUAAUGUACUUCUAAAGCUGCUGAUUUUUAU
Molecule: messenger RNA, 993 nt
Organism: Stylophora pistillata
Lineage: Eukaryota; Metazoa; Cnidaria; Anthozoa; Scleractinia; Pocilloporidae
Biological process (GO): cell surface receptor protein tyrosine kinase signaling pathway; multicellular organism development; protein phosphorylation
Cellular component (GO): signaling receptor complex; plasma membrane
Molecular function (GO): transmembrane receptor protein tyrosine kinase activity; protein binding; ATP binding
Source: RefSeq, a predicted model, not a curated record